Molecule: messenger RNA, 775 nt
Organism: Umbelopsis ramanniana AG
Lineage: Eukaryota; Fungi; Mucoromycota; Umbelopsidomycetes; Umbelopsidales; Umbelopsidaceae
Exons: 3
Coding region: 35-613 (192 amino acids)
Source: RefSeq, a predicted model, not a curated record
ACUUUCUCUUGACUCUCUUCCCCUCUCUUAAACAAUGGUUGCCUCUGUUCCAGUCUCUACCUUGCUUUCCUUAUCCCGUUAUAAUUUAUGGGCAUAUAAACAGCUCUUAGAUGGGUUGAAGUCUCUGCCGGAUAAAGACUAUUAUGGACACGCAGGUUUAGUGUUUAGAUCAAUCCAUGGCACGUUGAACCAUGUUCAUGCUGCCGACGUCAAUUGGUACUGUCGAUUAACCAACAAAUAUCCAGAAAGCUACACAGCCAUGCAAUCGUUAUGGCGCGCCAACGAUUGUUACUCCACAAAAGACUCUACAGAAAGUCCUUGGGAGAGCUUUAUAAAAGAUAGGUCUGAGCUUUCCGGUCAAGUUUUGAAACAGGCACAAGACUACAUUGAUUUCCUAUCGGCUUUGGAUAGUGAUAUUGAAAUACCUCCUAUGACAUUCGUAACAAGCGGCGGUGUAGAAUUCAAGGAUCAAGAUGUAGGAUUGACUUUAUUACACGUAUUCAACCAUGCUACGCACCACCGUGGACAAAUCACUGCUGGAGUAACAAACCUUGGCUACCCUCCAAUUGAUGGCCUGGACUACGUGUACUUUCUUCGACUUUCUAAAGAGUAAUCUUCUAUAUUAAUAUCAUUGCUGUAAUGAAGAGUAUAAAAUAUCUUUUGAGAAUUCAACGCUGGAUAUACAGCUGCGCCACGCUUGAUUUUUGAUAUGAUAAAGGCUUCUGCGGAUGUUGACAUCCGUCGACGACAAUCAGAUUCACAUGACUAAACAGCA